AUGGAGCAUUUUCAGGUUCCAUUCAUGGCGGAUGCCUUAAAAUCAUCGAUUGCAACUUUUCAUACAACGAAGAUCACCGUCCCUGAUCCAACCAAUUUUCUGUUCGUUGGGUCCAUUCCUAAAUCGAUGUACAUGUGUGUCUCAGCCGAAAGCAAGGUUAUGGCCGACUACCGAAACCUCCCACCCACAGGACCAAGACAAUUAACUCCUGAGAUGCAAACCGCGCUGGAUGCCGUUGAUACACUAGCUAAAAGGGGGAAGAAACCGGAUACGAAGAAGCAAGAAAAAGAAGGCCAGUCUUCCCAAGCUGCCACGCCUAAAAAACAUAAGGUUGAACAUGCUGCUACUUCUCCACGAAAGAAGCGAAAGGUGAAAAAGAUGGCGAAGAAACCGAAGACAACUUCUCCUAGUGACUCAGACUACGUUCCUUCUGAUCACGAUCACUGCAAAUCAGCCAAAGGUAAUGAUGUUCACCUUGAAGGAUCACCGAGAGGAGAUACACCUCCACAUUCUCCAUCUCUCGAGGUACCACUAAAUGACUCAAUUCCAAUUCCUCCUCCUUCUACUCCAUCUCAUACUACAACACCUAUUUCCAUUGCACCCCUUUGA
Lactuca saligna is the source of this 609-nucleotide messenger RNA. NCBI's taxonomy places the organism in Eukaryota, Viridiplantae, Streptophyta, Magnoliopsida, Asterales, Asteraceae. The record is from the annotation of a GenBank genome assembly.